Molecule: messenger RNA, 3612 nt
Organism: Daldinia decipiens
Lineage: Eukaryota; Fungi; Ascomycota; Sordariomycetes; Xylariales; Hypoxylaceae
Exons: 2
Coding region: 1-3612 (1203 amino acids)
Molecular function (GO): protein binding
Source: RefSeq, a predicted model, not a curated record
AUGUCUGCUAAAACUCAAACGUCCGAUAUGGACGAGAAGCCAAGUGCCGCCAGCGGCAAGCUCUUGCCUUCAGCCUUUGACAAGCUUCCAGACGAGAUUAUAGAGCAAAUACUUCAAUUGACCGAUCCUAAUUCGUUUGCGUCUCUUGUCCUUCUUAAUUCAAAAUGGAGGCGUGUUUCCCAGCAAGCCCAUCUCUACGCACACCACCUCCUGCGAUGCAAAUCCUACAGCGCCAGCCACGCCGUCGUACCUGUCGCAAAGUCGGAUGAUGAAAACUUACCUAAUCUGCGCCGCUUAUUCGCACGAGAAGUCAAGAGAAACCUUUUUGAGGCCUACUUACGCCCUAAGACGACUACAAUAAGACUGAUCUCUAAUUGUAUCGGAUCGUCCUCUGCCCCCGGUGGCGAAGGAAUGCAAUUCAGCUCCUCUCCUAGGGGUCAUCAUCUACUCGCGUAUAACUCGUCCCGAAUAUUUGUCCUAGAUGUUAGAGAACCCGAACUGGUUGUUAAGCGGGAGUUUAAAAUAUUACGCCGCCCAGCGGCCGCAUGCAUUUUGGAUGAUGGUAGUCUCUUAGCAGUAUUAUCGACUGACAUGCAGGUUGAUUUAUAUGACCUGGGAAAGGUUCCACCUCGCCGAACCCAGUCGCUAAUCUUGGACCAUGCCCCUCGUGCGAUUACCCUGUCUCCAUGUGGAAGUGUGCUAGCAGCUGCGUACGAAGGUGGCAUUGAAGUGUCUUCUAUAAGCCCUGGGGCUCUUCCAACAGAUCGAAGGGCAGUGAAAUGUGAUGGUGUCGAUUCCCUCGCUUUUUCGUACGAUGGAACACAGCUUUUAGGCACGACGACAGCAUCCUACACGCCUAAUACGGUUAUCUUGACAGCUCCGUAUUACGAUCCCGGAAAUCAAAUGUCCCAAGAAAAUAACAUUAGUGCACUAUGGACUACUUCUAUUCUAUUUCCUAAUACGAGCCGGGACUGUAGUCAUGCUGCCCUACUGCAAGAGUCAGGCUCUAUGGAGGCAACUUGGGCGUUUGCUUAUGACAGAAGUUUUGAGACCUUUCGCGCCGUGCGGAUUGAUGACCUUCGCAAUGGAACAACAUAUUUCACAGGGCCGACCCCAAACACUCCUUCGCCUGGACCCUUGUUGCCAUGUACCCUACCCGCUGCCAAUUACCAAGGAGACCUCGUCUCAGCUGGAUUUGAAGGGAAAGAUGUUUGGUUGUAUGGUGUGCCCGAAGACCUAGAAGCAGUUCCGGAAGCCAACCAUGCGGCAUCCGAUCUAAAUGGACCGCCAUCAUUAAACCGUAUGAAUAGCGGAGUUUCAGCACGCUCAUCUACUCGAAUGCAGGAGGUGAAUGGCGGCCGAGUUCCGCAGUGGCAGAUUUUAUGCGACAAGUAUCGCAACACGUUCGUAUGCGGGCGCAAAAUUACACAAUUAUGUGGUGUGAGCCAUAUGAAAUGGGUAUCCGGGUUUGGUAAUAUGUCUUCACAAGAACGAUUGAUUAUUGCUGCUCGAGGUGUGAUGCCCCCUAAACUUGUAACUGAGGAAGACGGCAUCGACUUCGUGGAUGGAGGGAGAAUCACAAUCCUUGAUUUCGACUACAGUUUGGUAGACGGCGAAGAAAAGGAAAUUACUAUUGAGGUUGGCGCAAACGAACCGGAAGCACUAGAAGAGGAGCAUCGCGACAUUGAUGCAGAAGUAGCUAUCGUUAGGCGGAGAACGGUGGCGCAGCGGAGAGGGAACCGGGCCAGUGUGAUGACUAUGGCAUCGACUACGUCCCGUCAAGUUGAUGUAUUAUUACGUCCGUCGACCGCUCAUAACGAUGAUUCGGAGGAUCCGCUAGUACCACGACCUAUGGCCACAGCACGCACUAACUCCCACGCAGCGGCGAUUGAAGAAACAGAAGAUGUCUCCCUGGAGGAGGCCCAAGAAGCACUCGAUGCUCCGUAUGCUCAUGCUAAUCCACGAUCCGGAACAACGCUACGCCGCGCUGCAACUGCGGCAGCAGUGAAUCGCCGACGGAACCCGCAGCCUGUGGCUGGUCGAGUUGAGUAUCGACGCGCUGAUGGGAGGGCUGAGCAUCCUCAUGAAAGUGAUGCUGAUAACUGGGUACCUCCACCACCACCAUAUACCAAGGAGGACCCUGGUGAUUUACCCGAUUUCAUGCGUCACUCCGUACACCACUCCGUCAUUCCCGGUGUUGGAAUCCUACCGGGUAGCAGGAGAGACUCUAUCCCCCCUGUUCCUCCUCUUCCAUCUUCUAUCCCACCAAUUCCGCCGGUCCCGUCCGUUCCAUCUAACCUACCCCCGCGAAUGUCUAUGACACCUAAUUUUAGCCGUCCGGAGUUACCUCGUCUACAGACAACUCCUCUACGGGAUAGGCCAUCCCACAUGUCUUGGCAUCCUCACGCUUCGCAGCAAAGGGUGGCAGAUACCUCUAUAAAUGCUAGUCGAUCUGCUGGGCCUGCUGGGGUGCAUUCUUACAGACCUGUGUCAGCUCAUUCCUUCACGCAAGAACGCCGGCCCAACGUGGAUGAUGAAUAUGACGAUAUUUACGAUGUAUCUCCCGUUGGAUCACCUUCCAGGGCUACAAGCUCCCACGUAUCUGAGGGCCCCGCUGUGGUAAAUGUAACGCCGGAGCGGCAUAGUCCAUACCAAAUGUCAGCGGCAGCGCAGCCCUCAAUUACUGAAUACACACCUGCCUCGUCUGGAUCGCAUCAAGUCGUAGGGGGCUCCCGUUCAGGGUCGGCAAUUCCUCAUUCUCUCGGUCCUACUACCCCGUCAUCUACGACGAACGUCCCGGGAUGGAAUGACGAGCAGACUAGUAGCAGCCCAGUUGUGGGCAAACUCCCAAAUGCUUAUACCUGGCCAAGGGCCCCGCCACGACCCGAUACAGCUUCUUCGGCCUCUUUUACUAGCUAUCCCCGCUCUGCUCCAGCAACGGACCAGACUAACGAGGAUAUUAUAGCUGUAGCUCUACCUCCAACGCCACACUCGGAACGAACGACACGUUUGCAUAGUAGGCAGACUAGUUAUGAUGUGCCCCGUCCUAUGUCAAGUGGUUUCCACCUACCGCGCGUACCUGUAGGUAGUCGAGGUAGCCAAUUUCGGGAACUUCGACGAGGUAGUGUACCUACAAUACAGCCAGUAUCGGAGCCUGCCCAGCCGCUUAUAAUUAGCACGCCCACGGGUGUAACUGGUGCAUUCGAUGCUCCCGGCCAGCUAGAUGUAGGUAGACAACAGGCGGGGCUAGUCUUGCAUGCGCCAGUUCCUCGUCAUCCCCGACCAAUAUCGGGAGCACAUUUACUGCGCCCUACCGUCGAGCGUCUAGAAACAAUCUCUGGCGUUUCCAAUGGCGAACCGCACCCACUUCCACCGCCACCUCCUUCUUCACAGCUUACCUCAACGUCACUACGCCAUCAUACAAGUUUAAAUCGCCGACAAAGUCGGGCUAGGAGGGGAGCAUUAAAGAAUAUACAGGAUGCUAAGCUCCGAGGGUGGACGGGACGAAAGAAGAAUAAGAAAAAGGACGAUACUGAUGGCUGGAUGGAUGUGACUUGGGCAGCUGCCAUCCCGAGAGGCCAGGGCAAAGAUAAAAAGUGUAUCGUGAUGUAG